Messenger RNA from Salvia hispanica, 2768 nucleotides. Lineage: Eukaryota; Viridiplantae; Streptophyta; Magnoliopsida; Lamiales; Lamiaceae. The record is from RefSeq and is a predicted model, not a curated record.
CUUCCUAAAAACCAAGAAAAUCAGCAAUAACAAUAUUUCAUUCCCUUUAGAUAUGAGUAAACAUUUUUUAUUUCAUUAUCUCAUCUCCAAACUGUACUACUAGUAUUUAUCGAAUCUCUCAUAUGUACAUGGAAUGAUUGACUCCAGAGGCCAGGAUGUGUGUGUGUGUGUGUGUGUGUGAGAGAGAGAGAGAGAGAGAGAGAGGAGAGUACUACAUAGAACAAUAAGUGCAGAGAAAUUCCAUCUUGUGAGAGUGAAUUUAUCUCUGUAGCUUUCCUUCAACUGCUUUAUUUCUGGAUAAAAUUUUGACUCUCUGGAUUUUGGAAAUCUCAGAAAAGGAUCCAGAGUUUGAGAGGAAUGGGAACGAAGAUACAAGCUAUUCCGUUUCUUCGGGAAAAACAUCACUCUGUGAUUGACCUUGAUGCAAGCACAAGCAAUGCAAUGAGGUCUUCGUAUAAUGAAAUCGGGAUGCUGCAAAAUGGCAAGAAUCCAGAGUCAAUAUCGUCUUAUGACAUACAGAAAGUGAAGCAGACGAUUCUCGAGCAUGAAUCUGUUUUCAGAAACCAGCUCAGGGAACUUCACCGCCUUUAUGGAAGGCAACGGGAGCUGAUGACCGAGAUCAAAAGGAGAGGUACGAACAAAACUGAUGUUAUGGAAGAAAAGUUUCGGUCGAGCUAUCUGCUCUCUCCUUUCCCCACUGAAAACACAAAGAGAUCAUGGAAUCCCUCGAAUAACACCAUUUUUCAAGGUGGAACAUAUAGCCUCGGAUUUCAAGAAAGAUUUUCUAAGUUUCCCGUUGUUGAGAAAAGGAACCAUCUGGCAGCAUGUGAUGGAGAUGAUAGACUCUAUCUUCAUGGCGUUCAGACAUCUCAACAUGGGCCCGAUGCUUUGUCAUUUAGUUUGUACAACAGAAAUGGUUAUCAUCCAGGAGACGAAAGGAUAACCAACCCAAGAUAUGGAGUUUCUGAUAGGCUCGCGCUGUCAAGGGCAGAAAUAUCCGAGAAUCCUUGUUCCAACCUCAAUCUUGUCACGAAAGAUUUCUUCCACGAUGAUAGAACGAGUAAGGAAGGUUCACUGAGCAUUCAUGGAUUGAGGAAGGAGAGGAGUGGACCUGAUUACUAUGCUGUUAAUUCUCCAGAGAAAUGGAGAAUCGACAAACGUUCUCUGUUGGGAGAGCUCGGUUCUGGAAAGUCAGUGGCGUUUCCUCAAUCACUUUUGGCUGAGCCAAGAAAAGAAUUCUCAAAUAGUGCAUCACUCUCUCGGAAAAAGAAGAAGAUUUUUGGAGUCGAAAUUUCUGAAGGAAACGAUGAUGCAUUUGAUUCUGUGCCUAACAUGUCGAGUAAUUUGGAUCACUGCGUUCCCACCUCGUUGAUUGCUGAUUCUUUCGUGCAAAACUUUAGCCUUCAUGGAGAAAAUUGGAAUGAGGGAAACCAUGAAAGGUCAAAGGCAGAGUCAAAAGGUGGAACGUGGCUGCAGAAGGCGACGAACACGGCUGCAGGAGGCGAACAGAAGCCACGAGAGGCGAUUCCUCAACUUCCUGGUCUUGCAGAUUGUGAAAGAAACCAGGACAACAAUCCGAAAGGAUCAUUGCCAUGGUUUCUUAGAGAUUCCAAAGUAAGUACUGACCUCAACGACAAGGCGAAGGGUUGCUAUUUCAUGAAUCUUGACUCGUUGCAGAGCCAUUCCCACAAGUUCUUCGCCAAAGUUGAAAAGCCCGAUGAUGCGUUGCAGACUUCAAAACAGGAAAAGGAAGUCAAGGGUGAAAAUCUGAGGCAUUGCAUCGACUUAAACAUGUCGUUGGACGAGGAGGGUGCACCGUCUGCACCCUCUCUCCCGUGUGCUAUUGUGAAAAUAGCAGCGACAGAGAUUGACUUGGAGGCACCGGCAGCUCUUGAAUCCGAGAUGGAUGCACUUGAUUCAAGCGAAAGCGAUAAAUUUGCAGCAGAGGCCAUGAUUGCCAUCUCAUCAUCUGUGGAUGAAAAACUGGUUGAUGAAUCCUUCUCUAGUCUGAAAUGGUUUGCACAAGUGGUUUCUUCCGAACACGUUGCAGCGAAUCAGAGUCGAACCGGACAGGUUGAGGAAUCAAUACCCGAUGGCAUGGAUCACUUCGAAUUCAUGACACUAAAGCUGGAAGACUCCAAGGAGGAGUACCCUCACUAUGAGCCAUUCGUGUUGCAAGCUCCGAGUGAUGAUGACACGGGAGCUUCUCUAACCAGAAGGACUCGGAGAGGGCAGUCGAGAAGGGGGAGGCAACGGAGAGACUUUCAGAGGGACAUCCUCCCCGGUCUAGUCACACUGUCUCGGCUUCAAGUGACCGAGGAUUUUCAGGCGUUUGAUGAGUUGCUGAAGGCCGGGGGCACCACCAGGCAGUCGCACUCCACGAGGAACGGGAAGGGGAGGAAGCGUUUGGCUUCAUCUCCGAGAGUGAAAACACCUUGCUCGAGACAAGCAGAGCAGCCGGUGUGCCAGAUUGAGGAGAGGAGUUUAGCCGGAUGGGGAAAGAAGACGCGACGUCUGCCUAGGCAGCGAUGUCCUAAUGCGUUCCUCUCUUUCCCGGUGAAAUGUUGACGAGGGCGGUCGGUCGGUCUAUCGAUGAGCUCGCCCUUGUGCCUAACUUUGGUACCAAUUUGUGUACAUAGAGAGAUAUAGAGGUAAAAAUAUUGUUCUGGUGUUGGCCAUUGCUUUGGUAAGAGAAGAAACACUUCAUUGUUGAUUUAAUGUUUACUUAUCACAACAUUGAUGACAAUGUAAACCAUUUUUUAUGAUAA